GAUUAAAUAAUAUCGAAUUGGAAAUAUUUUUUGGUUCACAACGCUAAUUGUUUUUAUGAUUUUUUGAGUAAAAUUUUUAGGGAAAAUCUCUUUUUUCCUCAAAUCUUUUGUAGAUAAUUUACACUAGAAUUUCACUAGUUUAUUUCCUGGUGAAGGUGUCGCCGAAGAAAACUGCCAAGGUCUCUUAAAUAAUUUAGAAGAAGGAGAAAGGAAUUUUCAUAUCUCUAUUUUUGAGGAUUUUGAUCACAAAAAAUGCUAAAUUGCUACAAUCGUGGCUGUGGGCAGUCUUUUGAUCCGGAGAAAAACACCGAAGAAUCCUGCCGCUACCAUCCGGGAGAUCCGUAUUUUCAUGACGCCUACAAGGGGUGGAGUUGCUGCAAAAAGAAAAGCGUGGACUUUACGGAAUUUCUCAAUAUUAAGGGUUGCACCGUGGGGAAGCAUUCGAAUGAGAAACCACCGGAACCCGAGAAGCCGGAUAAGAAGGAAUGCACAGUGGAGGAAGUGAAGGAAAUCCGACCUCCAAUUAGGCCUUCAAUGAUGGAGAGACCUUCCUUCGAUGCACCCCUUACUGCUCUCCAGCUCACAGUGGCACCGUCGCUGAAGCAACAAAUAGAUGCUCUGGCUCCUGCAGUUGUGAAGGAUGCUGAUGCCAAUGCAACAAUUGCCGUGGGUACAACGUGCAAGAAUCGUGGCUGUGGCGGUACAUACUCAUCGCCAGAAUCCAAUGAAGAGGAUUGCAUCCAUCAUCCGGGUGUACCCGUAUUCCAUGAGGGGCUCAAAUAUUGGUCGUGCUGUACAAAAAGAACAACUGACUUUGCUGCCUUCCUUGCCCAAAAGGGCUGCAGCUUGGGUCAUCACAAGUGGGUUGCAGAUGGAGAUAAAGAGGCCGUUAAAUGCCGCUAUGAUUGGCACCAAACUGCUACCAGUGUUGUCGUUGCAGUCUAUGCAAAGAUGUACGACUACACCAAGAGCUACGUUAAGGUGAAUCCCAUUAGGCUGCAGGUGUGUUUAGUAUUCCCACAGCAAAACAAUGGGCAAUUCAACUUGGAUCUAGAGCUACGGGGUAUCAUCGAUGUAGCCAAGUCUUCGGUGGAUAUGUUCUCCACGAAGGUUGAGAUCAAAUUCACCAAAGCCGAGCCUGGUUCCUGGCCAAAAUUGGACAUCCCACGCGCUGUGGAAAAACCUUCAGAAGCACCACCAGCUGUGAAUACAGUAGAAAAGUUAGUUAACAAAGUGAAUCUGGAGGAGUCUGAUGAUUCCGACGUGGAUCUCGAUGACAUCGAAGCUCUAAGGCCGGGCGCAAAGAUUACAGAACUCGAUUGAAAUCUUUUCUUUCUUACCCGACGAAUAGUUUAUUGAGUGAGAGUGAAAAAUAAUAAUGUAACAGAGAAGGCGGAUACGAUAUGGAGGAAACGAAUGGCAUUUACUCUUAA
This is a messenger RNA of Lutzomyia longipalpis, 1433 nucleotides long. RefSeq names its product cysteine and histidine-rich domain-containing protein morgana (gene mora). Lineage: Eukaryota; Metazoa; Arthropoda; Insecta; Diptera; Psychodidae. The coding region runs from base 253 to 1323 and encodes 356 amino acids. The transcript is spliced from 3 exons. The record is from RefSeq and is a predicted model, not a curated record.